CAGUCCCUCUCUGCUCUCCUCCAGACUCCCCUGCUAGAAAAGUUGCUGUAUGGGUGAUCAUCUUGCCUACCUCCCACCCGACUGAAUCUUCUGUGGUCACAGGCUCCUUCAACCAUGGGGCCUGCCUGGGCCCGGGCCUACUCAACAGGUGACCUCUGGCUGCCUCUCCUCUGGCUACUCCUGUCCGCAGUCUGCUGCUCUCACGCCCUCCCAGGAUGGCGCUUCACUUUCUCUGAAGUUGUGAUCCCCAGGAAGGUGUCCCAUAGGGUGGGUGGAACUGAGAGACAAGGCCAACUCUCCUACAAGAUUCACUUCAGGGGCCAAAGACAUGUGGUUCACAUGAAAAUCAAGAAGAACUUGCUGCCCAGGCAGUUUCCUGUUAUCACCGAUAACGAUCAGGGCGCCAUGCAGGAGGACUACCCCUUUGUCCCCCGAGACUGCUACUACUACUGCUACCUGGAAGGGGUUCCUGGCUCAAUGGGCACACUGGACACCUGCUAUGGGGGUCUGCGUGGCAUGCUGCAGGUGGAUGACUUCACUUAUGAAAUAAAACCGCUGGAAACUUCUUCCAAAUUUGAGCAUGUGGUUUCUCUGCUCAUGUCACAAAGAAGAUUAUCAGGGCUUGAAAGGUGUAAGAUUGAAGAGCACGAUACAGAUCCAGAAUAUGAAGAGACAAUUCUUGCUGGAACUCCUAGAGCCGCCCCCGUGUACUUGUGGUGGCCACAUAAGAAAUACUUUAAAAUCCACUACACAACUUCUAAGUCAUUAAUUGAAUUGGACACUAAUCUCACACAUGUAAUAGAGAGUGUAGUGAUUUUGAACAACAUAUUACAUACCAUCUACAAACCAACUCUCCUAGAUGUCUACAUACGUGUUUUGUGCAUAUGGGAUAAAAGGGAUAAGGUAGAUUUAUAUGAAGAGCAAGAGAUUCAAAAUAUCAUGACUGAUUUUGGUUUGUGGAAAUACUGGGGUUGGUAUAAUGAUAUUCCUCAUGAUACUUCAAUGCUUCUUACAGGGGAUAGAAUUGGUGGCGCCUCAUACUAUGGCCAACCCAAUGGAGCGUGCAACCCUAAGUGGGGCGUGGCAUAUGUAUAUAUGACAAGAUACCAUGUAUUUCUGGCUGCGGCUGUUGCAGCACAUACCCUAGGUCAUAAUUUGGGCGUUGAUCAUGAUACACCAGGUUGUCAAUGCUUUCGAAGGAAGCACUGCGUCAUGGCUCCUGAGCCCGAUUUAUUGGAUAUGAUGAGCAACUGUACUUAUGAAAAAAUACAUCACAAGGUCACUAUAUGGGAUCCUUGUUUGAGCAGACCAAAUGUACCGUACACCAAUUUUCCUUACAUAGCUGCUCGUUGUGGUGACCUGUUCGUGGAUCAGGAGGAAGAAUGUGACUGUGGCUCCUUAAAACAGUGUUCUACUAAUAAGUGUUGCAAGAGCGAUUGUAUCCUCACCCCUGGCAGUGAUUGCAAUGAAGGAACCUGCUGUGUCGACUGCAAAUAUGCUCUACCUGGAUUGCUUUGCAGAGAUAGGCUUGGUAUUUGUGAUCUCCCAGAAUACUGUGAUGGGAGGUCGCAUAAUUGUCCUAAUGACUUUUACACCCAAGAUGGAACUCCAUGUUCACCAUUGGCUGUCUGUGUGAGAGGAAACUGCAGUGAUCGUGACAUGCAAUGCCAGUCCCUCUUUGGCCACCAAAUAAAAGACGGUGCACCAGCAUGCUAUCAAAAAUUGAAUGUCUUGGGUGACCGAUUUGGGAACUGUGGGGUGAAGGUGAUACGAGGAGGAGGAAAACCUGUGAAGUGUGAAGAACGUAAUGUUUUUUGUGGACUACUGCACUGUCGUGAUGUCAAAGAAAUUCCUGGUGGAGGUGAGCACACUGUAUUUCGUCACAUAAUAGUACGUGAUGUUAAGGAAGAGUUAUGCUUUGGAUACGAUGCACACCAUGGGAUGAAUCUGCCAGAAAUGGGGCUUGUCAUGGAUGGGGCAACAUGUGGCCCAGGAAGGCAUCAUUGGUGCCUUUCAUCAUUUAGAAGAGAUGACAUAAGAAGAGGAUAAGAAGGAGAAUUGCCUACACACAAGUAAAUAGUGACCGGAAUGCACCAGGUGGAGAAAAAAAUAUUGGCAGGGACUAAGAGAAAUGACGAGAAUCACUCUGAUGAUUACAGAAUCCUAUAGCUACUCUGAGGUUGUCAUCUUAAAAUAAAAUGACUUGCCCACUUAACAUAAGGUCUACACAGUUAAAUUUAGUACCAUCUCCUGUCUAGUCCUAGUCUUCUGAUUGCUUUAAGACAGUAGAGACUCUUAAAUACAUUAAGAUGUGGAUUCUGGUGUUUCACAGAUGCCCGUGGAGCAAAUCUUGUUUGCACUGGGACGCACUUGGUUUUGACAAGGGGACCAUUUCCCAAUCGGUUAUAUACUAGAUUUCUGUUCUUUGUUCAUUUUAUGGCUCCUGUUAAACAAAUAACAUUCAGAUUGACAGCUGGAAA
Messenger RNA from Lontra canadensis (Northern American river otter), 2480 nucleotides. RefSeq names its product disintegrin and metalloproteinase domain-containing protein 20-like. Gene Ontology annotation, molecular function: metalloendopeptidase activity. Gene Ontology annotation, biological process: male gonad development; proteolysis. The record is from RefSeq and is a predicted model, not a curated record. Bases 115 to 2049 code for a protein of 644 amino acids. NCBI's taxonomy places the organism in Eukaryota, Metazoa, Chordata, Mammalia, Carnivora, Mustelidae. Gene Ontology annotation, cellular component: external side of plasma membrane; plasma membrane; sperm head plasma membrane. The transcript is spliced from 2 exons.